AUGUCGACCACAACCUGGGCCAACAAUGUGACAGGGUAUUUCAACAGCACCCCUACCACAUCGAGCAGCCUGUUUGGGGGAGACCUGAUAAUCCACCCCCACUGGAGCCAAUUCCCACCAGUCCCAGACCACUGGCACUAUAUCAUCGGCGUCUACAUUACCCUGGUGGGCAUCACCGGGGUAUUCGGCAACUUUCUUGUCAUCUGGAUCUUCAGCAGGACUAAGUCACUGCGAACACCGGCUAACAUGUUUGUUGUGAACCUGGCCAUCAGCGAUCUCACCUUCUCGGCUAUUAACGGAUUCCCCUUAUUGUCUUUCUCUGCCUUCUACAAAAGAUGGAUAUUUGGAAAAGCUGCUUGUGAGUUGUACGGACUUGUGGGAGGGAUAUUUGGUCUGAUGUCUAUCAACACCAUGGCCAUGAUCGCCAUUGACCGGUACCUAGUUAUCGCUAGGCCCUUGUCCGUCAUGAGACACAUGAGCCACAAACGCGCUUUCUUCAUGUUGAUGUUAGUGUGGAUCUGGUCUAUCCUGUGGGCUAUUCCCCCAAUCUUCGGCUGGGGCGCCUACAUCCCAGAGGGCUUUCAGACCUCCUGCUCAUUUGACUAUCUCACCAGAACCGAUUAUUUUCGCUCCUACAUCUUCUGCCUAUACAUCUGCGGUUUCGUCGUACCUGUCCUCAUCAUCUUUUUUUGCUACGUCCUCAUCGUCAAGGCCGUCGCCGACCACGAGAAGGAAAUGGCAAGCAUGGCCAAGAAGCUGGAUGCCAAGGACAUUCGUCAAGGUCAAGAUCAGAAGACCGAGAUCAAGACGGCCAAGAUCGCCUUUUACACAAUCACGCUGUUUCUGCUUUCCUGGACCCCGUACGCUGUCGUGGCUCUGAUCGGAGAGUUCGGCCCCGCUCAAUAUGUCACCCCUUAUGCUUCUGAGAUUCCCGUCAUGUUUGCCAAAACCUCAGCAAUGUACAACCCCAUUGUGUACGCUCUGAGUCACCCAAAGUUCAGGGAAGUGCUCAACAAGAAGCUCCCGUGGCUGAUGGUUUGCUGUAAGCCCAAAGCCAAGCCUUCUCAUACAGCCAGUGGAAAGGGGGGAAGUCAAAUAAGCAGGGCUGGAAGCUCAACAAGCUACGUUCCUGGCAUGAGCGAGGUGGCCAGCACGGUGAGUAACGUCAGUGACACCGCCAUGGAGAUGACGUCUCCGGCUGAGAACAAGCCUGCAGCACCCCCCGCUGCGCCACCGACAGCUUCAAACGCCACCCCAGGUCAGGCCGCAGAAGCGUCGUCUUCGGCUCAGGCAGGUAAUGCUCUGUCGGCCGCUCAACUAGCGGCAUUAGCAGCAAAUCCCAAUAGUCAAGCGCUGGGUGACCUGAUGAAGGUUCUAGCCGCAUCCCAAGGAGGAACUGGAAAAGAUGGCAACGCCGUGUACGCCAUUUCAGGGGGCUCGGCGGACGCCAAACCGAACGCUGGAAAUGACAACAAAGCCUUCGAGACUGAUAAGGUCUGA
This is a messenger RNA of Liolophura sinensis, 1500 nucleotides long. RefSeq names its product rhodopsin-like. Gene Ontology annotation, molecular function: G protein-coupled receptor activity. Gene Ontology annotation, biological process: G protein-coupled receptor signaling pathway; visual perception. The coding region runs from base 1 to 1500 and encodes 499 amino acids. NCBI's taxonomy places the organism in Eukaryota, Metazoa, Mollusca, Polyplacophora, Chitonida, Chitonidae. The transcript has 3 exons. The record is from RefSeq and is a predicted model, not a curated record. Gene Ontology annotation, cellular component: membrane.